Molecule: messenger RNA, 2180 nt
Organism: Oncorhynchus tshawytscha (Chinook salmon)
Lineage: Eukaryota; Metazoa; Chordata; Actinopteri; Salmoniformes; Salmonidae
Product: testis-expressed protein 26
Exons: 8
Coding region: 225-1313 (362 amino acids)
Cellular component (GO): cytoplasm
Source: RefSeq, a predicted model, not a curated record
UUGGUGCACCUAGCCAAAUGUGAUGCUGAAUCUUUCAUGCGGGUCCAAGCCCCCCAGGCAGCACAGCAUCAAUCAUCAAAUUGCCCUCGCGGCUGUUGUGCAAUUCACAGGAAUUGUUGUGUGUCUCCCAUAACAACCAAGGACUCCAGCACACACAGUUGCACACCACGGAGCCCUGAAAACAAGUUUUCUAGAUAGGCCAAAUUGAACAAUGCAAACUCAAGAUGAAGAAUCCUGCAAACCAGCACCACGGAACUGUCCCGGAGCAUCAUCAAGCGCACGAUCGACAAGUUUGCCUAACACAUCCAUCCCAGGCAGAGUUAGAGAAGAGAUGUGUGCAUUUGUGUCCAGACAUCGCGCCCAAUAACCAAAAUAUUCCGAUUUCUGGAAACGUUUCACCACGAGCGAAAACAGCUAUGGCAGCCGUGGAUGACAGACGUAUGUGGGAGUGGGACCCAUAUGAAACAUCGCAGAAAAGAGAUUUCAUUUAUCGACCCAGUUCAUCAACACCAGUUUUACCUCCUACAAAGACAAGAGCCCAUAGAAACUCCUAUGCACUAGCUUGUCCUGUGGGUGCCACUGUGUACAAUGAGGACUUCUGUUGGAAGCCAGCCACUAAACCUGACAGCAUUCACACAGGAUCAACCUCUGGGAACAGGAGGAACAACCCACAUCCCAGUCAGUCAUUCAUGGUGUGGAGACUGCCCAAGGGCCAGAAGCAGAGCUCUGUAGGUGGUUGGUCCCCCUGGAAAAGUCCUCCUUCUGAGGAAGAGAUCCGAAAUGCUCUGACUGCCCAGUACCGGUCCACCUACCGGACUGACUACCUGGGCAUGCCUCAAGGACUUCAGUUGAUCCCCCCGAUUCUCACUCCGCUGAACCACAAGCGCCAAGUCCCUCACUGCACUCACACAGAGAUGAGGCACAACUACCGCCAGCCCAGGGAACGGUCUGAACUGCGGGGCAACAUGUCGCGCUACGGCUGCAACGCACUGCACGGCGUUGCCCCCAGGGGUAUAGUUCCUACUGUUGUUCAUGGUCACAUCCACAACCAGGAAAAUAGUUCCCAGUUGACCACCUACGACAGACACUUUGGAGGGAUAACGACCGAUGUCUCGGCCGUGCUCCGCUCUCUACAACCUCAAGAGCUCCAGCAGUUCUGCAGACAUCUACCUGACAAAGAUAAGGAGGUUGUGCAGACAUUUUUGCACCGAGUGCCCCCUACCGGCCAGGUGAAGAGAGGUACAAAGUCACCUGUCCUCCCUCCUGCGUUGUAUAGGUCAGAGUGGAUGUCUGGCUGGCCCGGGCCCCUGUGAUACUUGACUUUCUGUAGCAUCCCGCCACAAUCAUGUGACAACCAGAGGCACUGUCCAGUCAACAAGUGCCUUUGUGGGACUGUGUGUACGAGUGUUUAUGCUCUGUUUGUGAGUUUUAUUUGCAGUGUUGUAACUGCCUUGACAUUUCUGAAAAUAAAGCCAAUCAAUCUAAUGCAACGAUACUUUCGUUUACAUCUGCAAUCUAACUAUAACAGUACUGAAUAACACCAUUGUGAUACUUUCUUUAGCAUGUUGUACUGUAGAUUUCACAGAUGUAAGUGCAGUUUUACUUGCUGAAUCAAAUUCUUCUUUGGUACAGUUACCAUGAUUCCAGAACCAAACCUCAGAUUUAUCAAUAGUAGGCCUACUUCUUUAGAAGGCGUCAGAAUGAGGUUUCAGAGACAGUCAGUAGUGUAAUACCGUCAUUAUAACAUGCUAGUACGAAAGUGUCUGCACCCACUACUGUAAGUCAUUACUAAAUUACUCAAAUGUCAAAAGUAAAUGUAGUAACAUAACAAUAACACAUGUUUACACCAAUAGGGUGGUGCCCUUUAGAUCUAAUCCAAGGUUUUGUCUGCUCUGUGGAACUGACAAUAUUCGCAGAAAUGCAUCCAGUAGUUAUCUUAGUAUCUUAGUUACCAGAGAGCCACCCACGUGAGUCCAGGUGAAAGGUUAGAGUGUCAGGUAAUGUGACAUCUGGAGAAGCAGAGGCUGUGGGCUGGGCUGGACUGGCUCUGAAGGGCUGACUGGCUCUGAAGGGCUGAGCUCCUCCAUCCACUCUCACAGAGAACUGAACACUGGACCAGGCUGACAGACAGACAGACAGACAGACAGACAGACAGACAGACAGACAGACAGACAGACAGA